AUGACUCAACCCAAAUAUAAGAUGAAGAAUUUUGACAACUCGCUCCGCAUGUACAACCGAAAGGUGUUAUUAAGAACGAGAAUGCACACGUAUACAAAAAAGUAUAUCGAUAAUUUGUUUACCAAUGCAGUUUUUAACAAAUGUGAAGUUUCGGUGUUAAAAUUAACUGCAGAAGACAUAGCAAAUUAUAAAUUGAGCUUAAUUAAAAAUAAGGAUACACCCAAAGAAGAUAAUAAUGCAUUAAAACAAGAUAAGACAUGUAAAAUCAAUAUAACAUCUAAAGAUGAUAAAAAGUCAAAAGUUGUUAAAAUAUCUAAAAACAGUAAAACAUUUAAAAACAGUAAAACAUUUAAAAACAGUAAAACAUCUAUAGAUGGCGAGCCUGCUAAAAAAAAGCAGAAGUUAGAUACAAAUGGAAUAGAUGUUUUGAAAUUGGUAUUAUCUAGAGAGGGUGAAACUCAUAAAUUCAAAUCGCAGUUCAAAUCCGCAUUGAAAUCCAAUAAGGAAAUUGCUUCUACCAAUGCUGAGGAGGUACCCAUGGUAAUUGAUUGUGACAAAGUUACUGAAUCUUCAAAUUCCUCAACAAAAAAUCUAAAACCACUGAUCUGGGUCAUUGAUCCCAAGAAUAUGAUGGAUGAAAAUAACUUCAUUAGGUGGAUGAAAAUGAUUAGUCCUGAUAAUAAAUCUAAACGUUCAACAAAUGGCCUGAAGAAGUUAGUUGCUAAACCCUGUGCAAUCAGACCCAAACCACCUUCAAUUAGUACCAAUGUAAAUGGAAUUAAACACACUUUGAAUGGCAAAAAUCAUGAUGAAGGUGCUUUAAUUCCAAUUGAAAAUGUAUUUAAAAAGUAUUUUAGCAAGGACGUACAAGAUACUAUUGUGAUUAUUGCAAAUAUUCUCAACAUAAUUUCAAUGUCCAACAAAUAUCACAAACUACGAAUGGAUGAAUGUUUUAAGAAAAAAUCUGACACUGAAAAACUUAAAGAAAGAUGUGAUGCAAACCGAAUGCACGGAAUACAUAAAACAAUUUUAGAAACCAAGUUGAAGAACAAUUUUAUAAAGGUCGUAUCACCUUUUAAAGAACCGGAAUUUGAUACAGCAUUUAAAAUGUUUUUUUUAAGUAUAUUAACUGUACUUCGAGUUUUGGAACAUCCAAGAAACAGAAAAGGUAGCAUCUUCAAAAAUUUAGUGCUUUUAUUAUGGAAUAGUUUGAAAAACAGUGACUAUAACCAUCCCAAAGUUUAUAAUAUGUUUCGGUCAAAGACAUUUCGACCUGAAUGCGUCGAUGUAAUAAGUGUAAUUGAAGAUAGUCGAGAUACUGACCCAGGAGUCACUGAACGUAUGUCAUUGUUUUUUAUAUCAACUGCAAACAGCCAGGAAUAUUUUCAAGCAGUUAUGAAUGCUGUCACCAGUGAUUCGAACGAAGACCUUGCAUUAUUAAUCGAUGAUGCUAUUUAUAAAUGUCGUAUUAAUUCAAAGUUUAAAGAUCCUGCAGGUUUAUCAACUGUACAACAUUCCAAUUCCAAAAUACAAGUAGCAAAAACUAUUCAAAGCUCUUCAAAGUUUAAACUUCCCGUAGAUACAUCAACUAUACAACAUUCCAAUUACAAAAUACCGGUAACUAUUCAGAGCUCUACCAACACUGAAACAAUUCAACAAUGGAUCAUAACCAAAAGUCCAAAUGGAACUUUGCAACAAAUGCCUGUGCUGAAUGGUAGUAAGUCCCAAACAAUUGGUAAUAAUGGAAUAGAACCGUCAAUUGUCACGAGCCAACCAAUAAAUAAUUUCCAUACAACUUCUUCUAUACACUCUUCACUACAAAAGAAAGCUUCUGAAUUGACUACUUCUAAAGUGAUACCAACAAAAAACUGUAUUGUUGUUACGCCAACUAUUUCCAAUAGUCCUUUGGUGCAAGUAACAGCGUCGUCAACAUCCACAGCAACAUCCACAGCAACAACAUCAAAAUUUUUGACAUUCAAACCAUCAAUUCAAAAUCAAUCUGAAGGCAGCACUAUUGUACUUGGUAAUAAAUAUUAUCAAUUGGUUAAAGGGCCAACAGGUAUAAUGAGAGCCGCCGCAGUCAAUGGUACUAAUAGAUUGCUGAUAACACCGCAAACAAGUACAGUGAGAGCCGCCCCAGUUAAUGGUACUAAUAGAUUGCUGAUAUCACCGCAAACAAGUACAAUGAGAGCCGCCACAGUCAAUGGUACUAAUAGAUUGCUGAUAUCACCACCAACAAGUACAAUGAGAGCCGUCCCAGUUAAUGGUACUAAUAGAUUGCUGAUAUCACCGCCAACAAGUACAAUGGGAGCCGUCCCAGUUAAUGGUACUAAUAGAUUGCUGAUAUCACCGCAAACAAGUACAAUGGGAGCCGCCCCAGUUAAUGGUACUAAUAGAUUGCUGAUAUCACCGCAAACAAGUACAAUGGGAGCCGCCCCAGUUAAUGGUACUAAUAGAUUGCUGAUAUCACCGCAAACAAGUACAAUGGGAGCUGCCCCAGUUAAUGGUACUAAUAGAUUGCUGAUAUCUCCACCAACAAGUACAAUGAGAGCCGCCACAGUCAAUGGUACUAAUAGAUUGCUGAUAUCACCGCCAACCACUGGUGUCAAAUGCUACGCCAGAGAUUGUAAGAACUCUUCAAAAAUAAUGUGCAGUAGCUGCAAAAUGGUGAAAUACUGUUCCCAUAACUGUCAACGACUUGACUGGUAUGCCACUCAUAUAAAUGACUGUGAGCGAAUGCUAAGCAGAAAUCAGACUUGA
This is a messenger RNA of Macrosiphum euphorbiae (potato aphid), 2760 nucleotides long. Lineage: Eukaryota; Metazoa; Arthropoda; Insecta; Hemiptera; Aphididae. The record is from the annotation of a GenBank genome assembly.